AUGUUAUCAGGUUUCUUGGUGAUACAGGCUUUGCUAGUGAAGACUUUCCCUAACAACGAAGAAAACCUCAUCAACUCGGAUAUUACAUUGGAGCGCGAAGCCACACAAGUCAAGAAAGACAAUACCACUAUUCCACCACACUGCACUUUCUGUAACGAUACCUGUGAGCUCAGUCAUAUUUGUAAAAAGUGUGGGAAUGCCGCUCAUUGCAACCUUGACUGUAACCGUUCCGACUGGUAUCGACACAAGUUUUCCUGCCGUCUAGGGAGACCAAUAGAUGCGACGGAUUGCUUGGUGCUCUCUUGUAAGACGAACGAGGUUGACGAUGUGAUCAAGGAAUAUGGGUUCAUGCACUUUGUCCCGGGGAAUGACCGAUGGAAACUAUUCAACCAGUACAGUGGGCUCAUUAUCAAUUGGGACACCGAAGAGGAAGAAUUACGCAGUGCGGUGAAGAAAAAUAAACUUAAAGAGAUGCUCACGACUCGAUGCCUUCAAACGCGAGAUCCGGCCAUGCUAAGGGACAUGCAAUGGUUAAAGAACGAGGAAGGGUUCGGGGCUAGUAGCGAAGGACCAGGGCUUAUCACUCUCUUUGAUGCGGCUCGAGAAGAACUGUUACUCGACCCGGACGACAGAAACGUACCGAUAACCGAACUUCCGCCCCCAGAAAAGAAACAGAUUCGCAACGGAAUUAAGCCAAACGUGGAUGAAGACAACUGGAUCGCAUUGGACUUUUGCAUAGCCGCGGAUCACAAUUCAGAACAGCAACUUGCUUCUGCAUAUGGAUCGCUGGUCGAGCGAUGUUCAUUCGACGAGUUCUGGAAAGCCAUGGCGGAUUCUAGCAUCACUGGGCUGUUCAGCAAAUAUGGGCCUGCGGAUGCAAUCUUACACAUGCGCAAUUUCAAGGACGUCAUGUCCAUUGUCAACGGAGAGGAUGAGAUGAAGCUCCACGAAGCAUGCAUUUCUGGAGAGCUAGCGAGUUUACUCGAAUCUGUUCUGGGAAGCCCUGCCAGGGUCCCCCGAGACCUGCUAAAGAACCCUUAUCCAUUAGAAAAUUACCCAUUAAUGGGCAUGGUGACGGCUUCCGUGAUAAUGUAUCGUGAGUCUGAUUUAGACCGAGUUAGUACAUCUGAGAGGAAUGCCAACGGGAAGAAAGCAGUGAUACUUAGUCUUCCAGACGCUGAGGAUGAGGCGAUGAAGGAAUGGAUCCAGGAUCGUGCUGCAUUUCUAGGUACAGGAGUAAGGCAGCGAUAUCAUUCUGCAUCAGACGGCACAGUUAUCAUGGAGGACAGGGUUGGCGCUUGUCUAUAA
Molecule: messenger RNA, 1308 nt
Organism: Talaromyces proteolyticus
Lineage: Eukaryota; Fungi; Ascomycota; Eurotiomycetes; Eurotiales; Trichocomaceae
Exons: 3
Coding region: 1-1308 (435 amino acids)
Source: RefSeq, a predicted model, not a curated record